Manihot esculenta (cassava) is the source of this 2253-nucleotide messenger RNA. RefSeq lists its product as uncharacterized. NCBI's taxonomy places the organism in Eukaryota, Viridiplantae, Streptophyta, Magnoliopsida, Malpighiales, Euphorbiaceae. The transcript has 2 exons. The record is from RefSeq and is a predicted model, not a curated record. The coding region runs from base 325 to 1698 and encodes 457 amino acids.
GAGCACUUAAAGUGGAUCUGACGGUGAUGUAGGCUAUGGAUCUGACGGUGAUUUAUAAUUAAACUUCAUGGUUCUUUCUCCAGAAACUUCCGAUUCCUAUUUUCAUUUGCAUAUGCUAUGUUGUUAAUUUGCUUCCGUCCUCUGUCUCUCUCUCUCGUGAUGAGUCAUUCAUUAGCAGGUUUUAGAUGCCAGGAAUCCCAAGGUAGCAGGUGCUAACAUUUGGAGAAGCAUAUGCAAGAGCUUCGGAAACUUUUAACAGUUUGACAAGGCUAUGGAGUUAUUAGCAGAGAUGAAGGAAUUGAGUUCCAAUCCGAUGGAGGGACGAUGACAGAUAAAGGAAAAGAAGCAGAAAAGAUCUCUUUGAGAUCACAAAGUUCACAAACAAAUUUGACAAAAUUACAAUUAUUCACUCCAGGACAUAGUUCUGUCCAAAAUAUAACGGGACAGUUAUCUGUACCCAGACCAUUGUAUACAACUACUACUAGUAUAAUAAAUCGACCUAUUGGACAUAUAUCAAGUGCUUUGAUCACACAACCACAUUAUGCCAGACCAAGAUCACCCAGACCUUAUUUCACUUCAUUUAACAAAUUUAGCCCAUUACAGACAACACCCAUAACUCCAUCCACAUUUAAACAAGCUAUCACUAGCACAACAUCACCAAGGCACACAAGCCCAUCUUCGUCAAGUCAAACUGAGUCAGCCCAAUAUAUUUACAAGCCCAUUGAAGACCAAAUUCUGACCAUAGAACCAGAAUACUGGGCACAAAAUCCUCAUUUAAAUGAAUAUCAAUUUUGUGAAACCAUUUUUCCUAAAACUCAUUAUUACAUCCCUGACAAUUUCCAAAAAUCCCAAAGCUAUUAUGAAGCCAUUCUUACCCAUACAACUUCUAUCCUCAUGCAAAACAAUUUUGAUCCUCACAACCCUACCAAGCUCAGAUAUUGCAAAGUAAGAUUACUCAAGGUAUGGACUCUUACUGAAUGGGGACAAGAGCCCCACAAAGCAAAAGAAUUUACUUAUACCAAUGGACAAUCAAGACAAAAUGCAAAAUAUAAUUAUUAUGAUUAUCAAGUUGCUUGGGAAAGAACAUUUUUUAAGCAAAAUGAACAAUUAUCCAUAUCUUUUUUCUUUUAUAUUUCUGACAAUUUUACUUAUCCUAUCCCAUUUUGGUUUCAUCAAUGGUGGCACAAAUUUGGUAUCCAUGAUGAUAUUAUCCCAGAAAAUAUUAAACUUGCUAAAACCCAAUUUUUUGACAACCAGCAAUUAUCAGAAACAAUUAUUUGCUCUCCUCAGUGGCUUAUUUAUUCUCAUUAUUUUCACAUCCCUUGGAUUUUCAUGACCGAAUAUCAUAUUAAAGACCACAUUCUUGACAACUUUCAAAUCCCCAUGUUAGUCAGAAAAUACAAAAUUAAAUGGUGGCCUAAGACUAAUCUCCAAGGUUGUGACCCAAUAGCCGUAGACCAAUUCUUUAUAAACAAUCCACAAUAUUGCAAAAUAUCUAGCCCAGCCGCUAUCACUAAACAAGAAACCUUCUUAGCAAGAAAACAGCAAAUUAUGGCACAGAUGGCUGCUUGUACCUCUGAACCAGAAUAUGACAAAUUACUUGAAGAACUGAAAGAAACAAGGAGUACUGCAGCAUCACCAUCACCAAUUGAUCUAUCUGAUGACAAUGAUGACUUUUUUACACAAGCAGAGAUGUAACCAGAAAAAUGACUCAGCCUUCCACCAAGAAUCAAGUGGCAAACGAAACAAAAAACAUGACAUAUGCAAUGAUGUCAAAACAUUCACAAGUCGCUGACAAAAACAAGUGGCAGAGACAAAAGCAUGAUGAUGCAGCGGACAAUUGGCCGACAAGAUAAAAUAAUGGCCGACAAAGUUAAAAGUAAAAAGAAAAAGAAGAAAAAACAAAUGACUCAGUAACAGACAAAAGAAAGAGGCGCACUAACCGACAUUCUUCGCCAAUGAAGGAAAGACAGCUCAGCACGCACUAUCAUAGACCGCUCAACCAAAUUCAAUAAACAUUUGACAUCCGCGGCUAUAAAAAGGAGCUCUCCAGACCAACAAGGACACACCGAACUUCAACACUGAAAAUCUCCAUCACUCUCUAAAUGUAUUCCAGUUCAUGUUUCUCAUGUAAGGAUACCGAAGUUUAUGACAACUCGGUAGUAGCAGUAGUACCAGUUAUUGUGUAAUUAAGUACCAAGGUAGUACAAAGUUGUAUUUUGUAUUUUAUUGUUAAUACAAGUACCAUUUACC